This is a messenger RNA of Cucurbitaria berberidis CBS 394.84, 463 nucleotides long. RefSeq names its product DUF427-domain-containing protein. The record is from RefSeq and is a predicted model, not a curated record. NCBI's taxonomy places the organism in Eukaryota, Fungi, Ascomycota, Dothideomycetes, Pleosporales, Cucurbitariaceae. The coding region runs from base 80 to 376 and encodes 98 amino acids. The transcript has 2 exons.
GCCGUGAAUAUGAUAAUAUCUGCGCUAGGACUCCAUUACACCCAUCAUUGAACUAUUAUCAACAAGAGUAAUCCACAUCAUGCCCCGCGCAACAGCCAGUGUGAACGGCAUCGUAGUCGCCGAAACAGACUCGUACGAAGUAGUCGAUGGGAACAUCUAUUUCCCACCCCACACCAUUACCAAAUCUCACUUCACACCCACGUCAACGCAGACGCACUGCCCGUACAAAGGCAACGCAAACUACUACAGCGUCACGACCAACAAGAUGGAAAUCAGAGACGCCGCGUGGUACUAUGCCGAUCCGCUUCCAAGCAUGAACAAGAUCAGGGGGUAUGUGGCAUUUUACAAGGGGGUGGCUGAUGUGAGGACCUCUUGAAAAUAGGGAGACGGUACAGAAAUGGAAGGAGUUGAGGGUAUAUUCACUAUCUAUCAGAAGAAGGCCCUCAAAUAUGCAUCUUUUCCC